This is a messenger RNA of Dufourea novaeangliae, 1860 nucleotides long. Its product is annotated as amphoterin-induced protein 2-like. The coding region runs from base 1 to 1860 and encodes 619 amino acids. Gene Ontology annotation, cellular component: extracellular matrix. Lineage: Eukaryota; Metazoa; Arthropoda; Insecta; Hymenoptera; Halictidae. The record is from RefSeq and is a predicted model, not a curated record. The transcript has a single exon. Gene Ontology annotation, molecular function: protein binding.
AUGGCAUCACGUGGACCGUCGUCGACGCCGCUGCCAAUCGCGAUAGCGAUGGCGGUCGUCGGAUUGUCAAUCGUGGCGAACGGUCUCUGCCCGACGCAGUGUCGCUGCGACGACGAGAGCCUGCGCGCUUCGUGCGCUUACGCUGGCCUCGAGGUUGUCCCUAUCCAACUGAAUCCAGAAAUCAAGCAUCUCGAUCUGUCGAACAACCGAGUCGGAAGUAUCCACCUGUCGUUCGGAUUUUACGGUAACCUGGAGACGCUGGAUCUCACCUCGAACAACAUCCACACCUUGGGCUCCGACAAUUUCGUCUUUCAAAAGAGCCUCGCCACUCUGAACGUGAGCAACAACGGGAUCCGUGCGUUGGCGAAGAACACGUUACAGGGUAUGGACACGCUCAGGGAGCUGAAUCUCGCUGGGAACAAUAUAUCCGACAUGGACGAGCAAGCGUUCAAGAGCACCAGCGAGCUAGAGGUCCUGAAUCUCAGCGAAAACACGAUCACAAGUCUGCCCCCUGGUUUGUUGCGUAAUCUGCACAAGAUCCGUACACUGAUCCUGAACAAGAACUCGUUGCUCGAGGUGCCCACCGACAAUUUAGCACUGGCGCCCAGUCUCGAGAACCUGGAUCUCUCGGACAAUUUGAUACAGGAGCUAGACAGGGACUCGUUACCCUCGUUGCCGUCCCUGGUCUCGUUGGAUCUGGCGAACAACGUGAUCCGUAAUAUCGCGGACGAUGCGUUCGAUCGUCUCCCAGACCUUCUCCACCUCGAUCUCUCGGGAAACAAUCUAACCUCCGUGCCCACCGCCUCUCUGGCCCGGCUGAACGUGCUCUCGCGACUGGUUCUCAGCAGGAAUCCUUUGGGCGACCUUAAGGUGGUCGGGUUUCGGAAUCUCUUCGAGCUGAGAUCGCUCGAGCUGAACGACUGCGCGAUAUACAGCGUGCACGCGCGUGCUUUCGCAGACAAUGUGAACCUCGAACGAAUCUCGUUGGACGGUAAUCGGGGGCUGAAGGAGCUACCCGCGAGGGUUCUCUACAGCGCACGGUAUCUGAAGUCCGUGUCGCUUCGCCACUGUAGCUUAUCCACUCUGCAGCCUACACAGUUCCCAGUGGACGGAUUGUCGUCUCUACGAGUUGGUGGGAAUCCCCUGGUCUGCAACUGCUCGGUCCACUGGCUGUGGAACGUGAUCCAGACGGAGGAACGACGGAACGGAUCGCGUCUAGAGCUGGACACCAGAGACAUCGUCUGUUCCGAUGAGGAGUUCGCUGGGAGACCGUUGAUGGCGCUGUCAGAGGGCUCGUUACGAUGUCGACUUAGCGCCCUCUAUCUGUCUUUAUCAGCGGCCGGCUGUCUGGCCGCGACUGCGACCAUAUUGGCCCUGAUCGUCCAUAUGACACGGUCCAAGAGGAAGAAACGUUUGGCGUAUGCAGCGCCCAAUCGUCCCGAGUUCCUGGUCUAUGUGGGUCGGAACAACGACGAGCUGGACAAGAACGCAGAGUCGUACAGUAGACGUCUGUUGGCCAGGAACGAAGACACCACCCCCUAUGACACCCCGCGCGGGAAGAUCGGCCAGAGAAGCCCCCAGUCACAGGACACGAACAUUUACGAGAUACCUAGGUACAACAGAGGGACUCGAAGUCGCGACACUGAGUCGUACCCCAGACAAACGGAGGAGGGUGUGUACGCUGUCGCGGACGUGACUGAUUUAAGGGACGAAUCGCCGGAAGUGUUGUCCCUGUAUCGGAUACAGAGCCCUGUACCGCCUAGAACGAACGUUCAUCGGCCGGCGUACGAUUACGAGUAUGAUUACGAUUAUGAUUACGAAGCUCCGUUACCCGAGAAACCUCACGUCGUGUUUGUUUGA